AACUCCACACUCGUUACACACACGCAUUUUGUAUGUAUUUCCCCAGAACAAUUAUCAUCAAUUCAAUUUACUCUAAUUCGCGAUCUCUUAGUCUUACGAUCAAGGCCACUAAUCUGUCCAUUUCUUCCUGUCCACUUCACCAUAAUUAAACCACAUUUCCAUGAAUAACGCCAUUCUAUCGUAGAUCCCCAACUCUGGUUUACCCAUUUCCAUUAUGACCUCACACUCGGUUAUUUUUUCCCAUCGUUCUCCCUCUUAUCUGUUUACUUUUUGCAUUGUACCGCUUCUCAGUCUGCUAAAUUUAUCGCAACCGAACACAGGUUUUGUUUAUCCUUAGAUACUCGAAUCAAAGCUAAUACAAGUUUUUAGUCUCGUGUUUGUACAGUUGUCAGAUUUCCGUGUUUGUUUAUUAUUCGUGAUAAAUUGUUGUUUGCCGAUUAUUAUUGAAUACAUGGUGAUAAUUAAUUAGUGUGAGUGUGACCGUCGUGCAGAAUGGAGUCCAAAAAAGAAGUUCUGUACAGUAGGCUGAAAAAGCAGAAGUCGCUAGAAAUCCCGAACGAGAGAAUCCAGCAAGUCGAUGGCGGCUUCUUCGAAAAAUUCGGCAACCUCUUCCGGGAGCACGCCGAGCUGGUGGAGAACCAGGAGACCGAGGAGAAGGAGAAGGUGGCCAAAAUCGCCGAGAUGGUGCGCUCCGACGAGCCCAUCGACGACGACAGCGAGGUCUUAGCGCUGUCGGAUAGUGACACGGAGGCGAAGAGUCUGGCUUCGGACUCGGAGGAGGAAAAGGACAAGACUGAGCUGAUUUCGGCGGCCUUCAAUAUCGAGGAGCUCUACGGGGAGGUCCUGUUCGAGAUCCUGCACAACGUGGGCUGCGACGUCAGCGUGGAUAUUGGGCAGACGGCGCUGAUUUCGUACGCCCAGGACGCGUUCAAGAUCCCGAAUAACAAGCACCAGGUGCUGCUGGCGGAGGCGGAGAAGAAGGAGGCGCCGGAGAUCAUGAUCAAUGUGGAGGUGAUCGAAGCCAAAGAUUUGAAGCCAAAGGACUCGAACGGGUUGAGUGAUCCGUUCGUUACGCUGUAUCUAGCGAGCAACCAGACGCAUAGGUACAACACUUCGGUCAAGUAUAGGACGCUGGCGCCGACGUGGGAGGAGCAUUUCGCCUUACCCGUCUCCGACAACUGCAACGACGACACCCUCUGCAUCGAGGUGUGGGACUUCGACGCCGCCGAGUCCGUCAAGGAGAAGUUCGGCCGCUUCUCCGACGUCAAGGGCGUCAAGGGCAUGCGCAAGUUCAUCAAAGAGAUCGCCGUCGCCGCCACCACCGGCCAGCACGACAACGAACUCAUCGGCGUCUCCCGGAUCCCUCUCAGCACCAUCCCCGCCUCCGGCAUGACCAUGUGGUACAGCCUCGACAAGAAGAACAAAAUUCCCCGCCAAGGCGUCAUCAAAGUCCGCGUGGCCUUCAGCUCGGAGAAGAAUCACCAGGUGGCCCAGCAGGAGCACCGCCACAUGCUGAAGAUCCUCCUCUUGCACGAACUCGAGGUGUCCAAGGUGGCGCCUUUCUGGUGGUGCGGCAACUUCAGCCCCCAAGGAGAGGCCCUCCUGGUGCAGCACAUAGCCCAGUCGGGACUCACCCCCGCGGAGGUAGCGCUGUGCCAGCUGUCGGUGUACGCGUGCGUCCACCACAACCACCCUCUGUCCUUCACGCUGUUCGCCAAGCUGGUGGACAAGCUGGUGAAGCCGCUCCAAGGAGGGGUCGGCGAAGACGAGGUGAAGAUCUUCUGGGACGCCGUGAAGAAGUUGUUGCCUUCGUGCUUCACGGUCAUCCGGAAGAUACGGAAGAAAGACUUCAAGGAUAAAACGACGGUGCAACAAUUGAGUGAAGUGUUGAGUAUUUUGAGGAACGUGACGGUGUUGGGGAUCCCCCAGGACAUGGAUUUGUUUCCCAGUGGUUGGUAUCCGUGGUUGUCGUACUGCGACAACUGCCACAGAGACGUUUUGGGGGUGGUGGAGGACGCGGUGAAACAAGGAGCCGAGGAUUGGUUUAACCACAUCAUCGAGAACAAUGUGCAACAAGACGGUGGUGGGGGGAAGCUACAGUACUUGAUUCAGGCGAUCCAGCUGGUGCGCAGCGACCUACAGAAGGCUCUAGAGUUCUACGAUAAACUGUUUCAAGAAACCAUCUCAUUCCAAUACACCAAGUCCCUCUACGUCUUCUACCAAGCGAAGAUUUCGGCCCUCGCUGAACCCGACGUUCGCGAUAUCUGCAAGAACUUGAAGAAACUGUCAUUCACAGGCUUCACCACGGCGGAAACCGACUCCGACGAGCCGCUCAAAGAAGGCACCACGCUGUUUGAAUUGUACUUAGCUCUGCACAGAUUCGUGGUUCUGGGGCAGGGUUUGUGUCAGGUGGACCACGAAACUUUCCAUAUUAAGAAUUUCCACCAGUGGUUCCACGGGGGUGUCGCCCAGUGGCUGGACAUAGCCGUUUUUAAAGCACUUCAAAGGAUCGAGAAGGCCGUGGAGUUGGAUAAUUUGGUGCCGGUGGACACCAGCGUGAAGUAUAGUUCUUCAGCUGUUGAUACUUUGACUAUUUUUUAUCAAGUGAAAGUAUUUUGGCAGCAACUCAGUUGGCCGGAUGUUGAGGGGUGCUACACGUUCAUUGCCAAGAUAAUAGAUGACAUCUGCCGCUGCUGCGUCUUCUACGCCGAACGUAUGUCCAUGCGAGUCGACGGAAUGGGCGACAAAGACAACAUCUACGAAAAAAAAUUCGAAGUAACCAACGAAUGGUGCUUAGCCAUCAACAACAUCGAGUACGUCAGACAAUCCCUCCAACCUUUCACCCAAGAACUCGGCAUGAAAGAAGUCAUCGAGAAGCUAUCCGACUUGAAGAGCGCCAUCGAGGCCAAACGGUGCCAAGACACCCUCAACAACGUCAUCGCCAACGCAAUCGACACCGUCCGGAACGAGAUCAUCGCGCUGCUGGAAACCGUCGUCAAGAAGAUGGUGCCCUCCAUGAAGCGCCUGCUCAUCGAAGGCGCCGAACUCUUCAACCAAGACAGCAACAGCAUCGACCGGUUGAUGCUCUACGUCGACAACAACUUGACGACGCUGAACAACGAGCUGAACGAGGAGAAUUUCAACAGGAUCGUGGAGAUCGUGUGGGAGAACGUGGGGGAGAUCUUGGACGAGAUCAUCACCUCGAGUGUGGAGAAGCGACGGCCGCCUUCGUUCUUCGCCAACCUCCACAAGACGCUCAACCUCAUGAUGGGGUCGUUCAAGAACUCCACACUGGACUGCGUCAACCUCCAGAGGACUGAGAUGCGGUUGAAGGUCAACGGGCUGGAAACCAACGACUUGAUCCACCAAGUGCACCUGGACUUGUACCAGGAGUUCAGGAAUCUGGAGGAGUCGAGGUUCGGAGAGGUUUGUGUGAGGACGAAGUUCGAAGACAACAACACUUUGAAGGUGUCGGUGGUCAAUGCCAGGAAUUUGAUCGCGAUGGAUUCGAACGGAAGCAGCGACUCCUUCGUCCGGAUUCACCUCCUUCCGGAGCACAAGUUUAUCGGGAUUCCGAAGCCCAAGACGCAGACUCACCACAGGACGCUGUUUCCGUUGUACGAAGAGGAUUUUGUGAUAAAUUUACCGGAAGACUAUAAAGACGUGGAAGACGGACUUGUUCUUUUUAGUGUUAAAGACAAAGAUUUGUUGGGAUACAACAAUCAGUAUAUAGGGGAGGCUUUUGUGCAUUUUAAGGACGUGGACGUCUCGGCUACGCCUCUGACUGAUUUGACCCCAGUGUACUUGCCUUUGAUCCGGCCUUCUAAUUUAAGUACUGAUGCCAUUACGGCCUUGGAGACUAGACAGGGUGAUAAGUUGGCCAAGGAGUUUCUAAGGAAGUUCAAGCAGAGGAUGGGGACGUGAAAAAGACUGUUGUGAAUGUUUUAUUGUGAUGAUCGGUAUUUUUAUGUAUUGUGAUUAAAUAUUACCAUUUUAGUA
Molecule: messenger RNA, 3999 nt
Organism: Zophobas morio
Lineage: Eukaryota; Metazoa; Arthropoda; Insecta; Coleoptera; Tenebrionidae
Gene: stac
Product: staccato
Exons: 10
Coding region: 493-3924 (1143 amino acids)
Cellular component (GO): secretory vesicle
Source: RefSeq, a predicted model, not a curated record